This is a messenger RNA of Nothoprocta perdicaria, 767 nucleotides long. It is a transcript of the gene PPIB, whose product is annotated as peptidylprolyl isomerase B. Gene Ontology annotation, molecular function: peptidyl-prolyl cis-trans isomerase activity. The annotation marks the transcript as partial. The record is from RefSeq and is a predicted model, not a curated record. The transcript is spliced from 5 exons. NCBI's taxonomy places the organism in Eukaryota, Metazoa, Chordata, Aves, Tinamiformes, Tinamidae. Gene Ontology annotation, cellular component: intracellular membrane-bounded organelle. Gene Ontology annotation, biological process: protein peptidyl-prolyl isomerization; protein folding.
CUGGGCGCGGCGCUCCUGCUGCUGCUGCCCGCCGCCUCGCGGGCCGACGAGCGCAAGAAGGGCCCCAAGGUCACGGCCAAGGUCUUCUUUGAUCUGCGCAUCGGCGAGGAGGACGUGGGGCGCGUCGUCAUCGGGCUCUUCGGCAAGACCGUGCCCAAGACGGUGGAUAACUUUGUCGCGCUGGCCACCGGCGAGAAAGGGUUUGGGUUCAAGGGCAGCAAGUUCCACCGUGUGAUCAAGGACUUCAUGAUCCAGGGGGGAGACUUCACCCGCGGAGACGGCACCGGAGGCAAGAGCAUCUACGGGGACCGCUUCCCCGACGAGAACUUCAAGCUGAAGCACUACGGGCCCGGCUGGGUGAGCAUGGCCAACGCCGGCAAGGACACCAACGGCUCCCAGUUCUUCAUCACCACGGUGAAGACGCCCUGGCUGGACGGCAAGCACGUGGUGUUCGGCAAAGUGCUGGAGGGCAUGGACGUGGUGCGCAAGGUGGAGGGCACCAAGACAGACAGCCGGGACAAGCCCCUCAAGGACGUCACCAUCGCCGACUGCGGCACCAUCGAGGUGGAGAAGCCCUUUGCCAUCGCCAAAGAGUGACGGUGCUGGCGGGGCGGCGACGCGGCCGGGCCGGGCGCCGCGCCGGGGGCUGCGCUGCCCCCCUCACCCACAUUCCAGCCGGCAGCCGGGGCGCGGGCUCCUCGUCCCGUCACUUUUGUAGGAAACACACGCGCCAAUAAAYGUGACCAAGGUGGUUUUUCUUUUUUUUA